This is a messenger RNA of Saccostrea echinata, 1731 nucleotides long. RefSeq lists its product as uncharacterized. The transcript has 6 exons. Gene Ontology annotation, molecular function: calcium ion binding. The record is from RefSeq and is a predicted model, not a curated record. The coding region runs from base 7 to 1404 and encodes 465 amino acids. Lineage: Eukaryota; Metazoa; Mollusca; Bivalvia; Ostreida; Ostreidae.
UGAUCAAUGUCUGUGGGUGAUAUAACACAGAAUUCGUUUACUGGAAUGGAGAAAAGCGGUCUACUUCCGACAUCGCCCCCAGCAUAUUCAGGACCGAACACUAGUAAUGAGUUGCAGGGAAAUUCAAGAAUUUCUGUAAUUGGAGCGGCAGGUAUUGUUACACCCGACCAGGUACAUGAACUAAGUCCUCCGCCGGCAUAUGACGCCAUCUUUACACGAAGAACUACAGAGCCCCCUAGACCACACAAAUCGAACAAUUACAAAGAAGAUGAUCGGAAUCUCUGGGAAAAAGUUCAUGAAUGGUUUGAAUUAUCAAUUCUACAACUGAUAAUAUGGUUGGCAUGGUUGGCCUUCUCGAUUUCCUUCAUUGUUUACGGCUUGAUGUAUGAUGGGCAAUGCAACUGGAAAAGGUAUAAUAAGAAGGGAAAAGUUGAACAACAAGAGGAUCUUACCGGGUUUAUGCGAGUCGAGGGAGGAGUCAUGUGUGGUACUAUCGUGUUUGUCCUCUUGUGUCGAUUGCUAGCCGUGCUGGACAGAUACCGGACGAAGCGCCACUCCCGGAGCGACCUUGAGGGCUAUAAAAAAUGUGGUGGACAUUUGUUUUUCCUUGGCCUUGGGUUGUAUAUUGCUAAUUUUGGACUGUGUAUUGCAGGAGCCUCCAAGAUUAUUCCAUUUUAUAAGGACAAGGGCUCAAAUACAACCUUCAAGUGUGAUCAAGAGUUCUAUAGCUUUUACUACUACGCCAAGAUCAUGGAGCUGGUCAUCUUGAUGCCCUAUGCGCUUUACGUCAUCCUUGCCUUGUUUUUUGUGCCUAACCUACAAAAGAAGUGGUUCCUACGACAUAAGUGGCGUCAGUGGGUCAGGCUUCUUGAUGCAGACCAAGAUGGCGUCAUCAGUGCAGACGACAUGGAGAAAACAAACGCGAAGCUGGAACGGAUUCGGAUACUUGUUGGUGCCAGAAAUACAGCAUUGUCGGGCGCAAACCAAAAGAAAUGGUGGAAUGACCACAUAUUUAAAUGUGGAGCCGGUAAAGAUAUAUCAAUUGAGGAUUACAUCAGUUACCUUGAAGGAACUGUUGGCGCGGCACCUCCCCAUGAAAGGGCAAAUAAAGUUAAGCCAUUCAUCACUGGAUUUUUCAACUUCUUUUCGACGGAAGACUAUCGGAAGAAGAACCUUAUUCUUGGAGAGGAAGACUUCGUCAAAUUUUGGACAAUUCUUGCUGAUGUUGAUGAACGUCACUGCAGAGAAAAGUUCGUCAAACACAUACCGACACCGUUAACUAUGGCGUAUUUCAUGGAGGAUUUUGUGGCCUUUACUUCGCACGAUGAAUUUUGGAAUGAAUACGGCAACAGAAUAUUCAACGUCCUUAAAGGUGAAAGAUCCGAUAGAUGCUGCAAAGCGUAGAAAGGACAUGGACUGUGUCGCACAUUAAGGUUCCUUGACCCCCUGUUAGCUGGUAUAAAAUUUUGCUUUAAUGCUAAUGACUUUCCAAAAUAAAUUUUAUUUUAUAAUUGAAAUUCACACGAUUUUGAAUACCUUACGGGGCAGAAGUUUGACAUAAGUUUGACUUAAUAAAUAACCUGAAAAUUUAUUAUAAAGAAAUUUUAGUCAAUUAUCACAUUAAGAGUUAUCUCCGUUAUCGGGGGGUCAUUAACCUUAAAAAUUAAAGUGUAAAGAUCUUGCAAAUGUUAAAGUAACUUAGCAUAAUAUGUUUUUAGUAUUAAUUGGAAG